UUCUUUACCAUUUCUUGAAGCUCACCUUCUUGUGUAACAAUGGUGCAAGGAUUGAUCUUAUUGGAUCUGUGGGUUAGCCCUUAUGCAGCUAGGGUGAAAAUUGCUCUGGCUGAGAAGGGGAUAGAGUAUGAGUCCAAGGAAGAAGACUUGAGCAACAAGAGCUCACUGCUUUUAGAAAUGAACCCAGUGUAUAAGAAAGUCCCUGUCUUGAUACAUAAGGGGAAACCCAUAUCUGAAUCGCUUAUCAUAGUUCAAUACAUCGAUGAGGUCUGGAGUCACAAGUCUCCUUUGCUGCCAUCUGAUCCUUACGAGAGAGCUCAUGCCAGGUUUUGGGCUGAUUUUGUUGAUCAAAAGUUUCAAGCUGCCAUUUACAGAAUAAUUUGGGCAACAAAGUCUAGUGAAGAGAAAGAAGCAGGAGAAAAGGAAUUCAUUGAAUGCUGCAAAAUGUUGGAAAGUGAACUUGGAAUGAAGCCCUACUUCGGAGGAGAAACGUUUGGGUUUGUGGAUAUUGCAUUGAUUCCCACCUAUAGCUAUUAUCAUGCCCAUGAGAGAAUGGGAAGCUUGAGUCUGGUGGAAGAAUUUCCCAAGCUCACAGCAUGGGUUAAGAGAUGCUUGGAGAGAGAGAGUGUGUCCAAAUCUGUCUCUGACCCCCACAAGAUCUAUGAGUUUGUCUCACAACUACGUAAGCAUAAGGGAUUAGAAUGAUUUGAGGAUUAUCAGCAUUAAUAAUAAUUAUUGUUGGGGAUUAUGCACCGCAAGUAUUUUAUAUAUUGAAUUCACAAUAAAUUAAAUUUAAAUAAAAACCUUUCCACUAUAGUUUUAAUAUUAGAUUGGAUGAAAAUGAAAACGCAUAAGAUGUG
This is a messenger RNA of Manihot esculenta (cassava), 860 nucleotides long. RefSeq names its product glutathione S-transferase U19. Gene Ontology annotation, molecular function: glutathione transferase activity. Gene Ontology annotation, cellular component: cytoplasm. The coding region runs from base 40 to 705 and encodes 221 amino acids. Gene Ontology annotation, biological process: glutathione metabolic process. The transcript has 2 exons. Lineage: Eukaryota; Viridiplantae; Streptophyta; Magnoliopsida; Malpighiales; Euphorbiaceae. The record is from RefSeq and is a predicted model, not a curated record.